Messenger RNA from Chlamydomonas reinhardtii, 1635 nucleotides. RefSeq lists its product as uncharacterized. Lineage: Eukaryota; Viridiplantae; Chlorophyta; Chlorophyceae; Chlamydomonadales; Chlamydomonadaceae. The coding region runs from base 384 to 560 and encodes 58 amino acids. The record is from RefSeq and is a predicted model, not a curated record. The transcript has 2 exons.
ACUUGGUACCUAGUUUGCGCGGUGGUCUUUUGCCUGGUGUAGUCCAGUAUGACUUUCCUCUUAAUUCUGCGCCUCGGGCCCUUUACCUCGCAACGAGUCGCCACAGUCGCCAGUCAAUUAAAGUCCAUGGACGUGCGAGGUCGCUUCUCGCUCCGGCCGAGUUUUACCUGCUGCCUAUUUUUCUACAAUAGGGAAUAGCAAGUAAUAAUACGUGGCGCUCGCGGUUUGUGCCAGUAUGGCACGCAGGCACGCAGGCACGCACCGGCAGGCACGGACAGGGGCAAUCCUGGGGGGCUUCGCCCCCCCCUGGUUCGCUUCGCUCGGGGGCCUCAGCCCAAAAAAGAGCAACGCGCACGUUGCAGGCGCAAUCCCGGUCGUACGCCAUGACAGGCACAAAGGGCAUGAAGCGUGAGUUGGCGUCCGGUAGCUUCCGAGCCGGGCCGCCGUACAACUACCUGCUCACACUCGCGGGCGCCAAGAAGCGCAGUGCGCGUGCGGUCGUGCCCAAGGCCAAGGCGGGCAAGGCCAAGGCGGCGGCAGGUGAUGAGAUGCAGGAGUAGAGGUGACUUGGCAGAUUUUGGUAUGUUUGGUAAUGCGUGGGGGCGGGAGAGCUUGCGACGGCGGUGGGUCCUCGUUGGGCUGCGGUAGUGCGCCCGCCGCACGAACGUGUUGGACGGUGUGCACGUGUGGAGACGACGUGAAAGGGAGUAAAAACGUGGCAUGACUUAACGUUAUGGAUAAAUGAUUCGUGAGUGCCACGUCGGAUGUGAAGAUGGAGGUUACUGGAGGAUGGCGGGCUCGACCAAUGGGCGUUGACAAAUAGUGGGUCCUUGCACCAGUCGGGCCCGGGGUGCAGGCACUGCCGGUGAGCUGCCGCUGCCAUCGUCUGUGGGUGUUUGUUGCGCACUUGAAAGGCGAGCAAUGGCGUCGGCUUGCUGCAAGGUGUUUUACUGCGUUGUCUCAGGGACGGGAGCAGCUUGCUCGGUGGCUACUGGCGCGCUGGCCAGGCCACCCGCGGCUGGCAAAGCGUAGGCGCCGUUCGUAGGGCCUGGCGCACCUUUUGCGAACGUGCCUAGGCUUUUGUGGUUUAUAGUUUGGCCAGAAAUAGCUGAUGAUGAUGACAAUUAGAGCAUGCUGCGCAAAACAUGACGACCGCAGGCCUCCGUGGACGGGGUACCGGCGGCCGUGUUGUAUACGGCGAUGGUGACCACGGCGGGCGGAGGCUGGCUUUGUGCGCAAGCGCAGUGUAUGAUUGCGGUCAAAUGAGCGCAUUUAUAAGGCUUGCAUAUUCCUUAAACGCGGUGAAUGUUUCGACCGGUCCGCCUUUUGUUGCAAGCUUCUCAGCAAGUCGCCACCUUGCCGCCGAGUCGGUCACCUUGGUAAUUGCAUAAUAUCAUCUUGAACUUACUCACAGGAACCGUGCUGACAACUUAUUGACCUGGGUGCAAGCUCAGGACAGUAGCGCCCUCGUAACAACUUGCAGCAACCACCGCUAACCUUACUUGUCGACCCAACAAAUACCAACUACUUAUUAGACUCUACUGAUCGACAAAUUGUACAAGCAGAGCGGUCUCUCUUGGGCCAGAUAGGUCAUCAGCACCGAUUGUCGCCGCGGAGAGACGAACCGUUAGUGGA